AUGAGGAAGCUGCGGCAUCUUCUCAUCUUGGCCUCGCUUUUGUGUCAAACAACAAAAUAUGGGCCGCUAGCCUUCCAACAUUUAGCUUUCGAAGAUGCAGUGUUACUGGCGAGAGUGACGGCGGCGACAUUUGAUCCAUGCGAAGAGACCCUCCUUCGUUACUUUCGACCUCUGGAAGCAGCAUUUGUGAAACAGGUGUUCCAGACAAUCGCAAAUAUCCCUCUUAGUCAAGAACUCGACGGCGACAAUGUGGUUGGAAUAUUGUCGAGUGCAUCGGUGGCUCAAGACCUGCAACCAAAAUUUGAUCAACUAGAGAUUGCAUAUGGAAACCAUCCCACCCUCCCGGAAAAUAAACAAGACUGCGGCAAGGCUGCCGCCAAAGGCGAAGGCGGGAUAACCGCAGCCUUUGCCUUCAUAGAUCCUCGUGUCCUGGGAGACAUUGCACUAGUGUCCAUGUGCGAUGAAGCCUUUGAGUAUCCGACGCUUGAGGAAAUAGCGAACCCGUCAAGUUCAGCAAGAGAUCCACAAGGGAACCCUGAGCCAGGAUACACAUGUGACGGUCUUGGUGAUCACGACAGUGACUGGAUGACUUCUCCGGGAGGUGUUCUCUUGCACGAACUCCUACAUUGGACCUUUCUCUUGGAAGAUAUACCCGGCUUUGAGGAUAUAAUAGACGAGAACGAAGACAACUUCCCUCAAAUUAUUGAUUUCUGGGGGCCGAACCCUCCUGACGGAUAUGGACCAUUCCGUGCCAGCCAACUCAGAGAUCUAGGUGCAUAUGUCGCCAUACAGAACGCCGACACAUAUCGUUGUUACGCUCAAUCCAAAUAUUGGGCUUGGAAGUGCGGGAAACCAUUUGAACCGGCGCAGAGCGAAGACGAUAAUAUCAGGAAGACAGGUGUCCGGAUAAUUCAAGGAGAUCCAAAAACUGGAGAAGAUUAA
Molecule: messenger RNA, 942 nt
Organism: Cladophialophora bantiana CBS 173.52
Lineage: Eukaryota; Fungi; Ascomycota; Eurotiomycetes; Chaetothyriales; Herpotrichiellaceae
Exons: 3
Coding region: 1-942 (313 amino acids)
Molecular function (GO): metallopeptidase activity
Source: RefSeq, a predicted model, not a curated record